Molecule: messenger RNA, 1390 nt
Organism: Dermacentor silvarum
Lineage: Eukaryota; Metazoa; Arthropoda; Arachnida; Ixodida; Ixodidae
Exons: 3
Coding region: 71-1390 (439 amino acids)
Source: RefSeq, a predicted model, not a curated record
CGAAGCGGAGUGUGGAGUGGUGGAGUUGCCAGGAGGCGCAAACAAAGUCUCUACACGAACCCUUCGCGUCAUGGCUUUGGUAUGCACUGUGGCCGAAGACAUCUGGGGCGUACCGAGGGGUCGUUGUGGCGAGUGCGAGUGCGACGGGUUCCGGCGCACUGUGGAGCUUAUAAGCCACGAACGAGUGCCGCUUGGGUGGUGCAUAUUAUGCGGACAUUCACCAGUCGCGCAUGGAGCAUUGACAGUUGCUCCUCCCCUGGCAAGAGGAGAAAUGUUUGCUGCCGCAGCACAGCCGAUGGCGGCGGCCGAGCUUGAGCCCCACACUUCAGCUGAAGUCUCAGCCCCAACAACAUCCCCUUCAACGUCGUCCAAUCUGCAGCACACCACGGUGACAGGCUCAUAUUCAACUACACCCGAUGUGAUAAGUGACCUCUCGACUUCUGCUUUGGUGCCAGCACCAAGAAUGUCCCAGCCUCAACUUCAUGUGUCAGCUCCACUCCCUGCAAACCUGCCGGUAGAGUUUACUCAUAUGUGCCAGCACUGUACAUUUUCAACUAAGUACUUUAGCCGGUUUGCCAUCCAUAUGAGUGAAAAUCACCUUAGAAUGAAGCGGUACACCUGUUUCACCUGCACUGUAACAUUCGGUGCCCUUGCACGAUACAAGAAGCACUGGGAUGAGAACCAUGCAGUCUCUUUAACCACUGCUGGGAUACCCAUGGUGAGGGCCGGUUGUGCACCAUUAAGCCCAGAGCAUCCUAGUGCUGACCUUGAGUACGAGUGCCAGCCUCCUUCAUUAAGUGACGAAGCACGACUUUCAGACUUGUGCCGAAUGCUAGAAGGGAAGCACAGGUGUAGAAAAACUGCUGUUGACACUGUUGUUCAAGGUGUGUCAGAGAUGUUUCGCGCGAAAGAUUUUUAUCUAGAUAUUUCGCAGCUGAAAAAUGACAAGGGGAGAAAGCUUUUGUAUGAGCAUAACCACAUUUAUGUGAGGCCUUGUGAGAAAAUACUUCCCAAUGGCUCUAAAGCUUAUUACGUACCACUGAGGCAACUUUUGGCAAACCUCCUGAGACACCCAGAGGCAGCCCAGUACCUCUUACGUCCAAUCUCCUCAUCAGGUGAUGGCUACCUCAGAGAUUUUAAUGAUGGUAUGAGAUUUCGCAGUCAUGCACUGUUCAAAGAGAAAAGGAAUGCUCUCGGACUACUAGUGUACUGCGAUGAUGUGGAGAUGGCUAAUUCAUUGGGAAUGAAGCGAGGGGCCUGUGGAAAACUGACGAUCUUCUAUAUCAUGUUUGCAAAUUUCCCACCUUCGAAGCGUUCACAAACGAACUCAAUUUUCUUUCUUGCAGUAGGGCAGUCAAACGAUCUUAAAACUACCGAGUCUAAAGCAUAA